GAGAGAGAGAGAGAGAGAGAGAGAGAGUGAGAGAGAGAAGCCCAGUUUCACCGCAGGACAGUACAGUAGUGCCGUCAUUUCUCUACCCUGGUCUCCAAGACAGUUUCACUCACAUUUUAAAGGCGAUUCUCACCACAAUACCUAUUUGAUAUGAAAGAAAUGGGAGCGAGCUUCUAUACUAUACUGUAGGUAAAAACAUGUUUUUGUUUUACUCAGAAUUUCUGAAUGACGUUUUCAAGGCUGAAUGAAAAUUAGAAUUGCAACCCUAUACACAGUUUUAUGAACAUUGCAAUUGAAUUGGACUUCUCCAAACUAUCUAUAAUGUGAUUGGCUGUGCCAGUAGGAGGAUCCACCUUACGCUCGGAUGUUUAGAUGCAGCCGCAAUGUCACUGGCUGUGCCUGUGUGAAGAUCCCUCUGCUAUUGGUUGUUUCCAUGAAGUCUGAGCUGUCACUGGCUGUCUUUGUGUGAGGUUCCUGCGUUCUAUUGGGUGUCCCGAGGUAUCUGCAAUGUCAUUGGUCAUUGACGAGACAGUGGGGGACCUCCCAGUGAAAGACGUGGGACUGCAACCCAACGUCAUCUCUGCAGUUCAAGACGCUGUUCACAAUGUAAAAACUUGGAGGAAACCACAGGUUUUAAAAAUGAGAGAGUCGGAUGUGAAGGCCCGUCAGCGUGUGUCUAAAGUGACCCGCGAGGCCCUGGAGGAUCACUUCCUGCGUCAGCAUGAGGAGAACCUGCUUCUGAAACAACACGUCCGCAGACAGGAGGAGAAAAGCAAGAGGAUGGCUACAAAGCUGCUGCGCCUGUCCAGUGGAGCUGGACUCCCAGUCAGGGACUGUGAACUGGAGGACAUGGUGGAGGAGCUACAGGACCGUGUCAGUUCACUGGAGCAACAGAAGGAGGCGCUACGCUGCAAACUGAGUGUGGCUCGCCAGCUGCUGCAGAUCCAGGGGGGCCGGCAGCACUCCCCAUACAGUCACGUCCCCUCACGUAUCAACAUGGGGCACAGCAGCACACACAAAGGUCUGAGAGUUCAGGGCUCUAAUAUGGGGGUCAGGAGGUCGACACAAACUGCCCCGCCUAGAUGCGGACCCAACGCGCUGGACGAAGCGAGAGCUGAAAUCGAAAGACUAGCCACGAUCAGCGAGGCCCAGAAUUCAAAGAUGGCUGAGCUGGAACAGACAGCUCAGCUCCUGAAGGAGACUAUGAGAUCCAAGGAAUCUGCAAUUGAAGACACGCUGUACCAGCUGAGGAACCAACAAGCAGAGGAGCACAGGGUGACUAUCAGGGAGAAUGUGGAUCUGAUCAGACUGCAGAAACAGCUGUCAGGCAAGAGCACUGCCCUACUGGUAAUGCAAGAGAAAUGCAAGGCACUGCAGGAGGUAUAUGAAACCCAACUGGAAGAGAGUCAGAAAGCCCUGAAACUGAGCCACAAUUCUUUACUGGAGAAAGUUGAGGAACUCACAGAACAGCUCAAAGAAGAAACCCAGAGGAAUAUAACACUGGAGAAUCAACUUGAGACUGCCAGCAUCUCACAGCGAGCACUGGAGGAGUUUCAGGAGAGAAUCACUGACCUGGAGAAUGAGAAGGCUCUGCUUAAACAAGACUAUGACAAGCUGCUGGAAAGCACUCUUGACCUGGACACUCAGAGGAGCUGGCGGGAGGGGGAGGCUGCACUGAGGAAGGAGGUGUGCAGACUGGAAGACGCUCUCCACACCGAGCUGUCAGAGAAGAGACAGGCCCUGGAGCAGAGGGAACGCGAGAGAGAGAUCAGUGAAUCGUUGCGAGAGAGACACUUGUCACUAGAACAGGAAAUCCUGCAGCAGAGAGAGGAAAUGACAUCACUGCAGCUGAAACUGGACUUCAUUACUAAGGAAUGUGACCUGAGUUUAGAAGACCUCAGUGAGACGCUCAUGCAAAUAAAGACAUUCCGACUACAGAGAGCUAACGAGCAGCUAGACUCCCUACAGAAAGAGGAGGGUUCUGGGAAGGGGGAGGAACUUUCACGUUCUUUUAGGGAGCUCCAGGCCUCCCACGCAGAGACGAUCCUGGAGCUGGAGAAAACCAGGGACAUGCUGAUCCUGCAACACAAGAUCAACAAGGACUAUCAGACGGAGCUACAGGCAGUGAUGAGGAAUGUGGAGGCUGAUAAGGAGGAGAGUAAGAGGAAGCAGGAGCAGAGCACUCGGCUGCUGGAGCUCAGAGCAAACCGGAUCCACACUGUGGAGGCCCAGCUAAAGGACAUUGCCUACGGCUCCCGACACCUCAGACCCAAACUGGACAUACCAACUGGAACAAGCGGGGGUGACCUGGAAGAUACCAUCUCGCUCCGGUGGGGAGAGAACCUGUUCGAACUCCACGUGGGCGGGGCUUACUUCACUCCAGAGGAGCUGAGGAUCAUGGGAGAUGAUGACCCCAUGACUUUCUGCACAUACGCCUUUUACGAUUUUGAAACCCAGGCCACGCCCGUGGUGCGAGGGACCCAGCCGGUGUAUAACUUCACCUCCCAGUACCCCGUAUCAAUGGAGGAGCCCUUCCUGCAGUACCUCCGCAGGGCCUCGGCCAGGCUGGAGGUGCACCAGGUCUGUGGGACCGACUUUAUCACCCUUGCCGCCGGCCAGAUCAGCUUGUCAGAGGUGCUGGGGGGAAGGACAGACAGGGUCCACGGCACUGCCACCCUGACAGGUUCUCGGGGUCAGAGCUGUGGGAUACUGGAGUACUGGCUGCGUCUGGGGAUCCCUGUGGAACGCACAGUGAGACUGCACCAGGACAGGAUGACAGCGCUGGGAUACCUGUCCUCCCACAGAGACAGGCUGCAGGAAAGCCGCUCCCUGUCCUCCCAGCAUGUCCUGGGGGAUGGCAGCGGAGGGAUCUCAUGCGAGCUGGAGGUGUGCGUGGAGAGCUGCAGCGGGCUGAGCGCUCGCUGGCCGGGACUACUUCCGGACGCCUAUGUGGUGUACAAGCUCUACGACCUGCCGGACCACGACUCUCCCAUCAUCCCUUGCAGUGCCGACCCUGUCUUCAGAAACCAGGCAACCUUCCACCUUCCCAUGACCUUCGACCUCCAGAGAUACCUGAGGUUCGAGUCGCUGUGGAUCUACAUUUUCGACGACGCAGACUCUGAGCAGACAGCAUACCUGGGCAAGGCCAGCGUGCCCCUCAUCUCUCUUGCACUGGGCAAGGACGUCAGAGGUGAUUUUAUUCUGCGAGACCCCGCUGGUCGACCCAAUGGCUCAAUCAAGGUGUGUCUGAGCUGGAAGUCCCCAUACCAGCCACCAGGGACAGCGCUGAGGCAGGCAGCAGAGACCAUAGAGCAGCUGCUAGAGAGGGAGAGAGAGCCCAGUGUGGGAGCACCACCACGGCACACACCCAUCGCCAAGCCCCGGGUGAGAGCACAGCCAGGGCACACACCCAUCGCCAAGCCCAGGAGAAAGCUAGUGUCCAGUCUGGCUCAAGCCCCGCCCAGACUAAUGACUCAGACAGAGAAAAACAUUCAGAACACCACAGCCAAACAGCAGGCUCGUCCCCCCCCAGCCCGCACUGUACCCCCCCAGCACCCACCCGCUCACCGCAGGAAGAAGCUACGCCUGGCCAUGCCACCCAGCCCCCCCGACACUGUGAGAGGAGAGCAGGAGGAGGAGAGGGGAGUGGCAGAGGAUGCCAUGGAGGAAGAGGAAGCAGGACAGGCAGUGGAGUCAGAGUAUUCUGGGAGGAGCGAGGAAGCCCAUGUUUCUGAGGAAGUAGAAAGUGAAGUUUCAGCUCAGGAAGAGGCGUGUGAUGUCACUGCAGAGUCCAGCGAAACACAGAGCACUGACAGUGAUGUCAUUGUUAUAUCCCCUCCCCGGCCAACCCAACAGGGGUCAGAGCGUGUGCGCGUGGAGAUCCUGUCCCUGACCUUCGACCCCCAGUCUCCGGUUGCGCUGGACGAGGGGGUGCAGAGGGUGUACGUGGAGUACAGGCUGCUGGGGGUCCCCAUGGAGAUGACUGAGACCCCCAUAUCACUGAGGACCCCCAGAGAGGGGGAGGAGGUGCAUUACAACUUCACACGAGUGAUCUACGUUGACAGGACUGUGAACUCAGCACUGCGGCAGUACCUCUAUACCAUGCUAGAGGGCACUGACCCCAACCAGGGCAGGUUAAAGUUCACAGUGGUGAGUGAGCCAAUGAAUGAACAGGAAGAGGAGUGUGUGGACGUUGGCCAUGCCUACCUUGACCUCACAGAGAUUCUGCGGACAGGAAAUGAUGUCAUCGAGCAGCAGAUUGACAUUGUCAGUGUGGGAAACCCAGACGAGUCGAUCGGGAAACUCAAAGUGUCUCUGGAAGCAGCCAAGACCUUGUGCAGCAUCUACUGGGAGUUUAAAAACCUCUGCAAGGAGGAGGAAGAGGAGCUCGACUGAGCGAGCCAGGCUUCUGUGGAGUUCUGCAGUGAAGCGCACAGCUCAGCUCAACCCCUGUUGUCAGGACAGUUGUUUUGUUAUUCUAAGUAUUUGUUCUCUUGCCCACAAGAGAGGAUCUGAGAAUGUAAACAGCAAUUGCUCUACAGACUGUAUUUAGUCUGUCAAAUUCAGUUUUGGUCACCUCAUUGCAUACAUCAUUGCACUCGAGAAGGUGAACUAGGUUGAUCCCAGGACUUAAUGACAUGAGCCAUGAGGCCAGAUUAUAAGAAAUAAAUCUCUUCAGUCUAGAAAAUAAUAAGGGAAAGUUCAAAGUCUCUACAAUCCUAAAUGGUCUUGAUAAAGUUAACCCAAGACACAAUUUCAAAUGUAGACAGAACAAAAGGGCACAAAUGGAAGCUGAGUAAAAGUAAGUUUAGAACAAUAGGUAGGAAACCCCCUCUCUUUUUCAUACAAGGGUGAUAAAAUGCAUGGAAUAGCCUAGCAGGUGAUGUAGUACGAUCUAAAACACUGGGAACAUGAAAAAAAAAGAGUGCUAACAAGGGAUGUGCCCUGAUGGGCUGAACAGCCUUUUCUCGUGUUCUUAUUUAUCACCAGACAAAUACACAUUAAACUGGUGGAAACCAAAAAUAACUGGAGUGUUGGGGAUAACAUUGGGGUGAGCUGGAGUCGGACAAACAACUCAGAGCAGUUACUUCAGGAGACAUGGCUACAGGAUUUUUGAGAAGCAGAAUCCUGCUUAGUUAUUGUGAGAUCUGAGCCGAUUACAAUCCCAGAGGAGGAGCUGACUAGGCCUGACCCUGCUGCGCAUCUUUGAGAGCCAAGCCGUGAACUAUAGAAAUCAUUGGUUACCAAGUCAAUACAAUAAAAUGCUUACAAUAAUACAAAA
Molecule: messenger RNA, 5281 nt
Organism: Acipenser ruthenus (sterlet)
Lineage: Eukaryota; Metazoa; Chordata; Actinopteri; Acipenseriformes; Acipenseridae
Gene: rpgrip1
Product: RPGR interacting protein 1
Exons: 28
Coding region: 508-4395 (1295 amino acids)
Biological process (GO): non-motile cilium assembly; retinal rod cell development
Cellular component (GO): photoreceptor connecting cilium
Source: RefSeq, a predicted model, not a curated record